Myripristis murdjan (pinecone soldierfish) is the source of this 1390-nucleotide messenger RNA. Its product is annotated as ras-related protein Rab-11B. Bases 119 to 775 code for a protein of 218 amino acids. The transcript is spliced from 5 exons. The record is from RefSeq and is a predicted model, not a curated record. NCBI's taxonomy places the organism in Eukaryota, Metazoa, Chordata, Actinopteri, Holocentriformes, Holocentridae. Gene Ontology annotation, molecular function: GTPase activity; GTP binding.
CUGCGGUCGCUGACAGCCCAGCGCAUUGUCUUGUGUUGUUGGCGCAACAGCCUGGUCGGGGCAGGACAGGGACCUUUGUAUCUCCACCGCAAUCUCACACGGGAGAUUGUCUGAAGCCAUGGGAAACAGGGACGAUGAGUACGAUUUCUUGUUCAAAGUUGUACUAAUAGGAGACUCCGGAGUGGGGAAGAGUAACCUGCUGUCCCGUUUCACAAGGAAUGAGUUCAACCUGGAGAGCAAGAGCACCAUCGGGGUGGAGUUCGCCACCCGCAGCAUCCAGGUGGAUGGCAAGACGAUAAAGGCUCAGAUCUGGGACACGGCUGGACAGGAGCGCUACAGAGCCAUCACCUCAGCGUAUUACCGGGGCGCGGUUGGGGCUCUCCUAGUUUAUGACAUUGCCAAGCACCUGACGUACGAGAACGUGGAGCGCUGGCUGAAGGAGCUGAGGGACCACGCCGACAACAACAUCGUCAUCAUGCUGGUUGGCAACAAGAGCGACCUCCGCCACCUCAGAGCCGUGCCCACUGACGAGGCUCGAGCCUUUGCAGAAAAAAACACACUGUCAUUCAUUGAGACAUCGGCGCUGGACUCAACAAAUGUAGAAGAGGCCUUCAAGAACAUUUUAACAGAAAUCUACCGCAUCGUAUCACAGAAGCAGAUAGCAGACAGAUCUGCACAUGACGAGUCUCCAGGCAACAACGUAGUGGACAUCAGCGUCCCCCCGACCACCGAUGGCCAAAAAGGCAACAAACUCCAGUGCUGCCAAAGCCUGUGACACUCCACAAUGCUGUGACCUCCCGCUGCUCCUCCUCAUCCACCCUGACAUCAUGUCUCCCCUCAUGACAUCCACACGCUUUCUGUUCCUAUAGCCUCUGUUCAUGGGCCAGUGCUCACCUCACUCCUCUUUUCCUCUCAUUUGUUCUUUCUUGUACAGUACUUUUACUAUUGAACUCACUUGUGCUCUUCUCUUCUGCCAUGAAAGAAACUUUAAAAAGCCUUUAUGUCUCUUGGUCAGUCAAGUUAUUAAUGGAGUCAAUGUGAAGGUUCCUGCAGUGUAGGAACAAGGCAAUUGUUGCUGUCUGACUGAAGCCUGUGAAACUGAAAUUGAACUCUACUGAGAUGCUGUCAUGCACGGGGGGGUUGUUGAACAUUUCAACUGUUACCACUAGAUGGUGCUGUGUAAAUACAGUAAGUUCAGCGCCUACUGGUGAAGCAGUAUUAAUGCAUUUGAAAGAGUGGUUCCUCUUGCUUUGUUUUUGCAACAGUUAAGUUAUCAUGCCAAAAUCACACCGUCAUUGUGUAUUUAUUAAAAUAUAUUUGGCUUAAGUUGUCAUUGUUUUACUUUCAAUAUAAGCACUGUAAAAAAUUUACAAUAAACUCCUUAACAAAA